This is a messenger RNA of Pungitius pungitius (ninespine stickleback), 2141 nucleotides long. RefSeq names its product histidine-rich glycoprotein-like. NCBI's taxonomy places the organism in Eukaryota, Metazoa, Chordata, Actinopteri, Perciformes, Gasterosteidae. Bases 137 to 1513 code for a protein of 458 amino acids. The transcript has 5 exons. The record is from RefSeq and is a predicted model, not a curated record.
ACAAGAGACCCACGUACAAGAGACCCACGUACAAGAGACCCACGUACAAGAGACUCACGGCAACUCAGAAGAGACUCACGGCCACGCACAAGAGACUCAAGGUCACUUACUAAAGACUCAUCACCAAGUACAAGAGAUGAAUGGUCACGUUCCUGAAAGUCACGGUAACAUUCCCAAUAGUCAUGCCAACGUUCACUUAAACGUUGACAAAAGUCAUGCCAACGUUCACGAAACGUAUGCCAACGUUCACGAAAGUCAUGGUAGCAUUCCCAAUAGUCAGGCAAACGUUCACGAAAGUCAUGCCAACGUUCACGGAAAGAUUCACGAAAGUCAGGCAAAUGUUCACGGAAACGUUCCUGAAAGUCAUGCAAUUGUUCACAAAAGUCAUGCCAACGUUCACAGAAACGUUCACGAGGGUCAGGCAAACGUUCACGAUGGUCAUGGAAACGGUCAUGAAAGUCAUGCCAACGUCCACGGAAACGUUCCUGAAAGUCAUGAAAACAUUCACGAAAGCCAUGUAAGUCAUGGCCACGUUCAAGAGAGUCACGGGCACAGAACAACGACUACAUCUUGGCAUGGGAUGAAAAGGAAGGAGGAGCAUCAAGUCUCCCACAACCCUAAGGGAAAUGUACAGGAGACUCAUGACCACAAAACAACAACCUCAUUUGGGCAUGCGGAGGAAAGGGAGGUGGAAGAAGCAAAAGCUGAUAAAAAAGUCCCUCACAAGGCUGAGGAACAUGAACAUCAGUCUCAUAGACGUGCACAUGAGUCUCAUGGACACAUGCAUGAGACCCAAGGACAUACACACAAGUCUCAUGAAUCAAUGCAGGAGUCUCAACGACACAUGCAUGAGGGACAUAGACCCUUACAUGAGAGUCAAGGAACAAUACAUGAGACCCAAGGACACACACACGAGACUCAUGGACACAUGAAUGAGGGACAUAGACCCAUACAUGAGAGUGAAGGAACCAUACAUGAGACCCAAGGACACACACACAAGUCUCAUGAACACACACGUGGGUCUCAUGAACCAAUGCAUGAGUCUCAUGGACACAUGAAUGUGGGACAUAGACCCAUACAUGAGGGUCAAGGAACAAUACAUGAGACCCAAGGACACACACACAAGACUCAAGGACACACACAUGACUCUCAUGGACAAAUAUAUCAUGGACAUAGACCCAUACAUGAGAGUGAAGGAACCAUACAUGAGACCCAAGGACAGAUACAUGAGCCCCAAGGGCACACACAAGGGUCUCAUGAACCAAUGCAUGAGUCUCAUGGACACAUGCAUCAGGCACAUAGACCCAUACAUGAGACCCAAGGACAGAUACAUGAGACUCAUGGACACUCACACGAGACUCAUGGACACCGAACCAAAAGCUCAUCUGUGCAUGGAGGAGAGCAGCAUGGAAAAGUUCACCACCGACCGCAUGAGAGACAGAAACACACUUCCGGGGGAGAAGAUGAAGACGGAGACGAGCAUGAAAGAGAAAAAAGGAAAGGUAGAAUUUGAACGUCUUUUGAGAUAGUGCAGUGAUUCAUUGCUGUUUUGGGACCCAAAAUUUAUCCUGAUGACAUUAUUAACUCACACAGUAUUGCAUUUAUAGCGCCAUUAAAUGGGGUGAUUUGAAUCAUUUGAGGGCCAGAGUGAACCAUCGUUUUCUUGGCUUGAUCUACAAACUGACAUUUGUAUUAAUCUCUUUCACUUUAGGCUUUUUUCCAAAAUAGUAAUUUUUUUACUAACCCAUUUUGAAUAACUUCAAGACAGACUAUUUGUAUGUUUGUGACUAUUAGGUUUCGGCCCAACUGUCAUGGAAAAGCAGUUCUCAGAGCACUUUAAGGACUCUUAGUCCAUAACGUGGUACAACAUUCGCAGCGCACCAUCUCCUUCUUGGAAGCUCGCAGGAUGACUUUUGGGUUCUGUGCUUCCGCCGCUCAGUAGAAUCUAGUGGGAACCCCCGUCCACCCGAUCCAUAUGACCUCUCUGAAGUAGUGGUGGCCCGGCUGUGUGAAGGUGUUUCGGCGAUCCGGAGAUUAAUUUUCAACUAAGAUUCCUUCAUUCUUCAAGGGCUCCUGAAACUCUUGAUCUCAGGAGAGCCGCAGGCCAGGCAUUUGUAUGGGAUCAUAUACGAUGAUUUCAG